AUGACCUCGUAUCCGAUAGUGCAACACCUGGAGAGGUCCGCGACAGAGAAGGCUCUACUCAGACCGCACCUCAAAUAUGGAAAGACAGAUCCACGUGCCUGGAAACGCGGCACAAUUAUCAGAGUACCACAUGUAGAACCAAUCGUGCCGUCUAAUCAUGCUCCAGAUCCUAAUCACAUACCUUGGGUAGAGGACAUCAGCAUCGUGCCCAGGAUACGGCUUGCCGUAAUCGUUGCUGUCUUCAGGAGCUCUAUGAUCACGCUUCCUAUAUUCGACCAGAGAACUCGCGACUACGAAUAUACUCGUCUACGCACGACUUCCAUGCAUAUCAAACCAAGAAGCAAGAAAUUGUACGAAGCCGAACCACUUCCAGAUCCAACAGACAGGUCCUUGUACAUCCGGGGUUCGUACGAACCCGAACCUGAAGCCUACCUCGAGCUUACCAGACCAUUAUCCGUGGAGUUCUCCUGGCCCUUUCACUACGUCGACUACCUCGACGCCGUCAAAGCGCCGCACUCCUCCAGCAACGAUAUCGAGUCUGCCACAACACAGGCUUCGCUCCACUAG
Lithohypha guttulata is the source of this 567-nucleotide messenger RNA. RefSeq lists its product as uncharacterized. The transcript has a single exon. Lineage: Eukaryota; Fungi; Ascomycota; Eurotiomycetes; Chaetothyriales; Trichomeriaceae. The coding region runs from base 1 to 567 and encodes 188 amino acids. The record is from RefSeq and is a predicted model, not a curated record.